AUGCCGGACGAACGAAGCACUGAUAAUGUUGCUGCACUUGCUAAGAAAUGUGAAGAUCUUCUCAAAGGUUGCGUCAACGGAGAUUUUGAUGUCAAAGACUUUGCCCUCAAGCUUCAGGCUUUGGGGAUCACUCCUGAGGUCGUGGCCGACUAUGUCCAGCAACUGCAGCAGCGUCUCACACAAGCUGGUCCCAAAAGAUCUGGAGACAAUUGGCAAGACGACGACAAUGAGGGCAAUGGUGAUGAAGAUGACGCUGACGCGCCAGAGCGAGGGAGGACACCAGCAGGUCUCACCGCAGAACAAGUCAAAAAUUUCCGGAGGGAACAAGAACAGAGGUUGGCCAUGGAGGCAAAGGAGUGA
Molecule: messenger RNA, 360 nt
Organism: Desarmillaria tabescens
Lineage: Eukaryota; Fungi; Basidiomycota; Agaricomycetes; Agaricales; Physalacriaceae
Exons: 1
Coding region: 1-360 (119 amino acids)
Source: RefSeq, a predicted model, not a curated record